AUGAACUGGAACAACGACUUCAACAAUGGGAUACCCUUCUCGAACGGAGCACAGAAAAUGAUUGAAAUGAAGUAUAAUGCAUCAGAUGACUGUCAUCAGGAGAACGAGAUUGAGGAGUCUUCAGCCCCACCGUCGCCGAAACCAGAGGAGCAUAUCAAAAGACCAUUGAAUGUUUUCAUGGUUUGGUCGAAGAUAGAGAGAAAGAAGUACUGUGAGGCACAUCCAGAUGUUCAUAAUGCAACGAUCAGUCAGACUUUGGCUGCGAGAUGGAAGCUGAUGUCAGCCGAGGAGAAAGCACCGUUUGUCGCAGAGGCAGAGCGAUUGAGACUUCUUCACAUGGAGAAAUAUCCACAUUACAAGUAUCAACCACGUCGCAAGCAUAAGAAGAAGACGGUUAAAACGGAGAAUAUUGAUGAGUCGAAGAAUCGUAAAACUCAGAAAAAGAGACCUUACGAGCAGAUGGCAAUGACUGAAAACAAGAAUUUCCAGAACCAGCAAUGGAAUAAUCAGAACUGGAUGGGAAUGCAACAGACAAAUGCAGUUCAAAUGACUCCAUUCUCGUCUGGAUUCUUCAAUCAACAACAUCAACAACCGAAUGGAAUGAUGGGAAUGGGAGUGGGGAUAAUGGUUACAGCGAUGGCUCCAAUGCCAAUGCCACAAAAUCAAGGAUUCGAUAAUCAGUUCUUCGUUCAAAGCUUGCCACCAGCCGCCGACCAGGUGACUAACUCGAUGGUUCAUAAUCAGAAUUCAAUGAACUUCUAUAAUCCAUACACUCACAAUCACUUCCAUCAAAUUCCACACCAAUCUCACGGAAUGUGUGCACCAGGAAACUCACAAUUUCAGUCACAGAUGAACUCUCGUUCUGUUUCCAAUGGAUCCUCUUUCGGAAGUUUCAACUCAAUGGGAGCUUCUCCAGCGACGUCGUCUUCAAGAGAUACUCCAUCGACAAUCACCGAUGACUUUUCAGAUAUCACUCCAACUAUUUCAUUCCAAUCUGGAUCAGGAGAUUUCAUAAACGCUCUUCAAUUUAACCAGCUUUAA
Messenger RNA from Caenorhabditis remanei, 1041 nucleotides. RefSeq lists its product as uncharacterized. Gene Ontology annotation, molecular function: RNA polymerase II cis-regulatory region sequence-specific DNA binding; DNA-binding transcription factor activity, RNA polymerase II-specific. The record is from RefSeq and is a predicted model, not a curated record. Gene Ontology annotation, biological process: anatomical structure morphogenesis; cell differentiation; regulation of DNA-templated transcription. NCBI's taxonomy places the organism in Eukaryota, Metazoa, Nematoda, Chromadorea, Rhabditida, Rhabditidae. Bases 1 to 1041 code for a protein of 346 amino acids. The transcript is spliced from 4 exons.